Messenger RNA from Camelus dromedarius (Arabian camel), 2249 nucleotides. RefSeq names its product TATA-box binding protein (gene TBP). The record is from RefSeq and is a predicted model, not a curated record. NCBI's taxonomy places the organism in Eukaryota, Metazoa, Chordata, Mammalia, Artiodactyla, Camelidae. The transcript has 8 exons. Bases 446 to 1402 code for a protein of 318 amino acids. Gene Ontology annotation, biological process: DNA-templated transcription initiation. Gene Ontology annotation, molecular function: DNA binding; RNA polymerase II general transcription initiation factor activity.
GUCGCGGCUCCUGGAGGCCAGCGCCCUCGCCUACCUGUCGGUAACCGGCGCCUGCUCUUCCGAGAGAGCUGACAGGUAAAGACUAUCUCUCCCCUCAGAACAUUCGAAAUCACUCCUGAUGAACAAGAAUUUUAAAGUCUGACCUUACAAGGAAAUUGGCAAAACUAUGCAGCAACGGAAACUGGAAUACUCUAUUGGAAUGGAGAUUGAUACAGCCACAUUUCGAAGACGGAUUAGCGUCACUUGGCAUGGUUGAAAAUUCACACUUUAUGACCCAGCAGUUCCACGUCGAGCAGCGUUGCUGUUUCUUGGUGUGCAUGAAGAUCACCCAGAGAGGUGAGGACGUCGCUGAGAAGAGUGUGCUGGGGUGCUCUAGGAAAAGACUGAAUGCUGAGGUGGUUUCCAGUCCAGAGGUUUUGGAUUUGCCAAGAGGAAAGUGAACACCAUGGAUCAGAACAACAGCCUCCCACCUUACGCUCAGGGCUUGGCCUCCCCUCAGGGUGCUAUGACUCCUGGGAUUCCUAUCUUUAGUCCAAUGAUGCCUUAUGGCACAGGACUGACUCCGCAGCCUAUUCAGAACACCAACAGCCUGUCCAUCUUGGAGGAGCAGCAGCGGCAGCAGCAGCAACAGCAGCAGCAGCAGCAGCAGCAGCAGCAGCAGCAGCAGCAGCAGGCGGUGGCCACCGUCCAGCAGUCGCCAUCCCAGCAGGCAGCGCAGGGGGCCUCCGGCCAGACCCCACAGCUCUUCCACUCACAGACUCUUACGACGGCACCCUUGCCGGGCACCACGCCCCUGUAUCCCUCCCCUAUGACGCCCAUGACCCCCAUCACCCCUGCCACGCCAGCCUCGGAGAGCUCUGGGAUCGUGCCGCAGCUGCAAAAUAUCGUAUCCACAGUGAAUCUUGGUUGUAAACUUGACCUAAAGACCAUUGCACUCCGUGCCCGAAAUGCUGAAUACAAUCCGAAGCGGUUUGCUGCUGUAAUCAUGAGAAUACGAGAGCCCCGGACCACGGCGCUGAUAUUCAGUUCUGGCAAGAUGGUGUGCACGGGAGCCAAGAGUGAAGAACAGUCCAGACUAGCAGCAAGAAAAUAUGCCAGAGUUGUCCAGAAGUUGGGUUUUCCAGCCAAGUUCUUAGACUUCAAGAUUCAGAACAUGGUGGGGAGCUGUGAUGUCAAAUUCCCUAUUAGGUUAGAAGGCCUUGUGCUCACCCACCAACAGUUCAGUAGUUAUGAGCCAGAGUUAUUUCCUGGUUUAAUCUACAGGAUGAUCAAACCGAGAAUCGUUCUCCUUAUUUUUGUUUCUGGAAAAGUCGUAUUAACAGGUGCUAAAGUCAGAGCGGAAAUCUAUGAAGCGUUUGAGAACAUUUACCCUAUUCUAAAGGGUUUCAGGAAGACGACGUAAUGCCUGUUGUGUACUCCUGCCCCCCUCCCCAACUUGUUUUUUCUUAAAACAAAUCAGUUUGGUACAUUUAAAUAGUGGCGUUGUGGGCAGCGACAUGGUGAGGAUGAUGCUGCGUUGAGGGCUGCGGCACUAGGUGAGGCUCUUCUGCCGUGUACCCCGCAGGGAUGCCAGGACGCACAGAGAACACCGAAGCGUUGCUGUAAGUUGCUCGUACUGUGCUGCUAUCUGGGCAGCGCUGCCCAUUUAUUUAUACUUAGAUUGUAUACUUACUGCUGUUGACAAGUUGGUUUAAGGGACAAAACUUUAAGUGUUAAAGCCUCCUCAACAAUUGAUUGGACUAUUUUAUUUUGUUUAAUUUCUUCCCCAUAAACCACAGUUUUUAUAUUUCUACCAGAAAAGUAAAUAUCUUUUUUAGAAGUGUUGUUUUCUAAUUUGUAACUCCUCGGGGUUAUUUUUGUGCCAGACACAUUCCGCCUUUUCAGUAUUGCAGGACAGAGUAGAACUGUAUUAAUGCAGACAAAUGGCUGUACAUAUUUUUCUUCCUUCAGAGUACUCUGUACAAUAAAUGCUGUUUAUAAAAGUGUUAGAUUGAUGUUAUAAAUGAAACCUUGUAAGAUUCACGUGAUCAUACUGUUAAAGUUGUAUUUUAGAUAUAACGCCUGCAGCCGUUUCAGUGUUUGCUUGCUUGCUUGUUGUUUGUUUCAAUCAACAUUUCAUUGUUGUUGCAAUGAAAAUGGAUGAACUGCCUGAAAAUUUAAAGUUGCUCACAAGACAUGUAUUUAUUAUGUCCCAUAUACUGAGCAGCACCUCCUGUGUCCCAGAUACAUUGUCUUAAUUUCUCACAGAA